Lingula anatina is the source of this 1223-nucleotide messenger RNA. RefSeq names its product selenoprotein M-like. Gene Ontology annotation, cellular component: endoplasmic reticulum lumen. Gene Ontology annotation, molecular function: oxidoreductase activity. Lineage: Eukaryota; Metazoa; Brachiopoda; Lingulata; Lingulida; Lingulidae. The record is from RefSeq and is a predicted model, not a curated record.
UGUGGUUCGAGAUUUUGCGAGACUGAACGUGGCAGAGGAAGAUGCGGAGGGAAGUUUGUCUCUUGUUUAUCUUGGUUGUCGCAAUUUUUGCUGAAACUGAAAAAGACGAAGAUGUAGAGGACAAAGAAGUUGCCAGUGCACGUGUUGAGAGCUGCGCUGGAUGACGAUUGAACAGACUGCCAGAGGUCAAGAAAUUCAUUUUUGAAGAUAUUCCUCUGUUCCAUAAUGUAGAGUUUAAGAAGGUUGGAGGUGCUCCACCUGAUCUACUGUUGUUGAACAAGGCAGGAGAAGUCGUCAAGCGAAUUGACCUCAGCAAAUACAAUAGGGAAGAGUGCAAUCAGCUUUUAAUAGACUUGGGCUUCUAUAAAAAAUCUGACAAGGAUGAAGAUGUUCCUGAAGAGUUUUUAGAAGGCCCAUAUAAAUUGCCUAAAGAGGAGCUAUAGAAAGAUAAAAAAAGCUGUUCAAAUACAAAAGAGACUUUUACAAUACCUAUUUUUAAGGAAUGGUUGAAUCUAAUCAGAGCUUCAUAGUCAUUUUGAAUUUUCUAUUUUUAAGAAAAAAUUUUUAAGGUCCAGAAUUUCAAAUUACAAAUUACUGCUCAUAGUGCAUAUCCUGUUAUUUUUACUAUCAGCAGGUUGUCUUAGUAAGGUCAGUUUAGCAUGACUAGCCAUGCAUGGUGUAGAAAUCUUUUCCUGAUAUACUGAUAAUGACUACAUUAUGGGUGAAUAAUUGGAUCCCAAAAUUGUCUAGUUUUUUAUAUCCUAAUUAAAAUGUUUGGCAAAUAACUAUUUGGACAGUGCUUUGAAAGUGGAGGAAAAAGCUACAUAAAAUGUACUCUCAAUGUUCUUUCUUCAGACACAGUGCUGCAGGCAGUAGGUUUUACAUUAUUGAUAAGAUGCAGUCAGAAUAAAAAAAGGUCCUAUAUUGAAUGUGUACAGCAAAAAAAAAAAAAAAAAUACAAUUCACAUUUAUCUGAAUACAUUGCAGUAACAAACAAGGCUAAAGGCAUUCUACAUCUCUAUAUUUAUUGCUCAUCAAUUGGUUGAUUUGGCAUGAAGAAGUAUAGAAAAGUACCAUUAUCAUAGUGUUUAUGAAGCGCCUGACUUAAAUUGUGGAGUUAGGUGUGGAUGUGUUACUUGUGAUAUUGGUUGUUUUUUACAAACUUGUUCUGCUAAAAGUAACCAAAUAUAUAAUAUGCAUUUUCAAAUAAAAUAUAAAAAUCA